This is a messenger RNA of Zingiber officinale, 853 nucleotides long. RefSeq lists its product as uncharacterized. Lineage: Eukaryota; Viridiplantae; Streptophyta; Magnoliopsida; Zingiberales; Zingiberaceae. The transcript has 3 exons. The record is from RefSeq and is a predicted model, not a curated record. Gene Ontology annotation, cellular component: mitochondrion. Bases 313 to 612 code for a protein of 99 amino acids.
GCAAUUAAAAGGGCCAUGCUUCCCUUACUGAUUUGUUAGAUUUGCCUUUCCCCCCGACACUUGUCUAGCCCUAGUCGUCGCCCGAUAGUGAUCGAAGCAGCGGAGAGUGUUGGGCCCCAUCUCGGCAGCAGCCGCCACCGCUCGCCGUUGCUGCUGGAAUCGCCGUCAUCGCGCCGCCAACAAUCCACAGCAGCAAGAACGAUUAGACCUUCCAUUUAGUUCAUGUGCGGGGAGCGAAGCUAGCAUUGCGGCAAGCCUAGUUCGUACGGGCAAUUGAGAACUGAGAUCAAGAGGUGGUUUUGCUGCGGGAGUAUGAGCUUAAAGGGCAUGCUGAUGGCGGCGGCACUGCAGGGGGUGACGGAGGCACGGGCGAGGAUCUUCGGCCAUGUCCUGAACCCAUUAGGGAAGCGGUCGCCCCACAAGAUCCUCCGCAAAAAGCUCAUCGGAGAAAAAAUUGCAUCGUGGUACCCCGAUGACAUCAAGAACGAAGACCCCUCCGUUCUUGCCCGCGAGGAGAAAGAGCGAUUGGCUAAGUUGGAGAUGUUGAAGCGGCGAGGCAAGGGCCCUCCACCGAAGGGUCAAGGAAAACGUGCUACCAAGCGCAAGAAAUAAGUGAUCUUUCCAAGAAGUUUGUCAUCCUUACAGUUCGCUGAUUCCAAAUUAGUAGUGGAUGUGCUUGGUUCACAUUAGGAGCUAGAUUAUUGUUCACUUUGACUUAGGCAUGCUUUAUUCAUCUACCUCUGCUGGGAAACUAGAAACUCAGUUGUUGGUGAUAGAUCAUUUCCCCCAAUUACAGUGUAAUUCAUUUUGUUCACUUGCAUAGAUUUUAUGGUGCAUUUCUCUUCUCUCUUCA